This is a messenger RNA of Penicillium pulvis, 795 nucleotides long. RefSeq lists its product as uncharacterized. The record is from RefSeq and is a predicted model, not a curated record. NCBI's taxonomy places the organism in Eukaryota, Fungi, Ascomycota, Eurotiomycetes, Eurotiales, Aspergillaceae. The coding region runs from base 1 to 795 and encodes 264 amino acids. The transcript is spliced from 2 exons.
AUGGGCCACGAGCCACUACAUGGAUCAUGCUCCUGUGGUCGCAAUGAGUACCAAAUUAUCAUCCCCGAUGAUGUGACUGAGCAUGCAUCAGUCUAUUUCGACAGCAGCAGAGACAAUCGUCGAUUGCACGGCACGCCAUUAACAGCUUGGCUGCGAGUCCCACUGGACUGGUAUCAGUCUCACACUACAUCCUUCUACCCCGACGAGACUCACGAAGCGAUUCGUCGCAUCUUCACACCACAUCAUGCUCCACAAACUCAGCGCAUCUUCUGCGGCUUUUGCGGUACGCCCUUGACCUUCUGGACUGAAGAGCCUGCUGAAGAGGCAGACUUCAUGUCGAUUGCAAUUGGAAGUUUGUUCGGCGAUGAUCAACAUGCUUUGGAGGACCUUAAUCUAUUGCCAGAGGACUUUGACGAGGAUGCACAGCAUGCCGAUAUCUUGACGUCAUCUGCCUCCUCUGCUCUCACACCGUCACGGGAAGACACAUCAGUUAUCGUACCAUCUUUCUCCGACUCGCCUGCCAUAUCUCGAAGCUUCCGACAUGGCAAGAUUGAUGGCAUACCCUGGUUUGAAGAGAUGGUGGAAGGAAGUCGUCUUGGUCGAUUGAUGCGCGCGAAACGUGGAAAGGGAAUCAGCGAUGAUAAAUCUACAACUUUUGAAUGGGAGAUUAGUGAAUGGCAUGACGAUGGUACUCGUGGAAUCGCACAAGAGGAAUCCGAUUCCAGCGAUAAAGCCACUGGGAAAAGAAAAAGAGGAAACCAAGGGGAUGCCCAGCCUCGAUCAAAAAGAGCAUGA